GCUGUCUUUGAGUAUAUUGCUUGACUAAGCUGUGGAAUAUUUGUAUAUAUAUCAAGAUCUCCUUCACAUAUCAGUCUCAUCUUCUACAUUCAAAUCAUCAUCUCAGCGAGUUUACUGUUCAUAGCUUUAGUUUGGUCCUUAUAUUCUUUCGAAAUGAGGAGUUUAGCUUCUCUCGCCACCCUUCUCUUUGGGUCAUUCGUUUCUGCUCAGAACAAUUACUCGGCCUUGCCAGUAGAAUACUUGCUAACCAGCACUCCUGUCACCCCUCUUCCCCAAGGAUUUCCUUGGGGUGACAAGACUGCUAACAACACCAAUCCUUAUAGUAAGUUGAUUAUCAGUCUAAAUGGAUGGGACUGUCAUUGAUCAUUGUUUCUACAACAGCAAAUGCACCAAAUACCGGGGUGAUCCGAAGCUAUGAUUUCACUGUUCAGAGAGGCAAGGCAUCACCAGAUGGAUAUGAAAGAGAUGUAAUACUUGUGAAUGGUGUUUUUCCUGGUCCUCUCAUCGAAGCAAACUGGGGAGAUACCAUUCAAGUUACCGUCCACAACCAGAUCACGGGUCCUGAGGAAGGUACGGCACUUCAUUGGCAUGGACUUUUGCAAAAGCAAUCUCAGUGGUUUGAUGGUGUCCCUGGAGUUCAGCAAUGCCCAAUUCCCCCUGGAGGAAGUUUCACAUAUACUUUCUUGGCAGACCUAUAUGGGACUAGUUGGUGGCAUUCUCACUACUCUGCUCAGUACAAUGCUGGGAUUUUUGGUCCCAUGAUUAUUCACGGCCCCGCAACUGUUCCAUAUGAUAUUGGUGAGUACUCAGGCUGACUAUUUUCUAUACCUUGCUAACUUUUGAAUAGACUUAGGACCAAUACUUCUGACGGAUUGGUACCAUCCAGAUUAUUUCUCACUGGUUGAAGAUGUAGUCUCAACCAAUAUCACCAGAGUUGUAAGUAGUUUCCGGAAUUCAUACCACAAAGACUUACACUAAGAAUCAUUAGCUCGUGACAUCUGAUAGCAAUCUCAUCCAAGGAAAAGGAUUUUUCAAUUGCUCGACAAAGGCUACCACUGAUGCCGCUACAUGCAAUGAUAAGGAUUUUGUGCCGCCAACUUUCAAACUUACACCUGGCAGAAGACAUAGACUCAGGCUUAUUAAUGCCGGUACUGAAGGAACCCAAAAGUUCGCAAUCGAUGGGCACACCAUGACUGUCAUUGCGAAUGAUUUUGUUCCUAUCCUACCUUACACUACUGAAGUCGUUACUUUAGGAGUUGGCCAGCGUACCGAUGUCAUAGUUCAAGCUCUUCCGCUUGAAAAAUCAGGAUCAUACUGGAUGCGAUCGACACUUGCUGGAUGCGCACUUACCAGCAACCCCGCAGCCAAAGCAGUGGCUUACUAUGGUUCCAGACCUAACCUAAAUCCCACCACUACCGCCUCUGGCACAUUCAAUAAUUCUGUCGCCAAUGUUUGCGCGAACGAUCCCCUUACAAAAACCAUACCCUGGUAUCCAAUUAUCCCCGAUCCAAACCCGCCCACAACCGAGCAUAUCGAUAUCGAAUUUGGGCAAAAUUCGACCGGCAACUGGCAAUGGACGAUGAACAAUUCUUCCUUCCGUGCAAAUUACAAUCAUCCUCUUCUUCUCCUCUCUAACCAGGGAAAUAACUCAUACCCGGAUAGUCCCGAAUGGAACGUCUACAACUUCGGCUCCAACAGCUCUUUCCGUAUCUAUCUCACCAACCCACUUGGCGUUGCCCAUCCUAUUCAUCUCCAUGGUCACAAUAUGUUUGUCCUGAACGAAGGACUGGGAACCUGGGAUGGACAUACAGUCGUUCGACCAAUAAAUCCUCAGCGUCGUGAUGUACACAUACUUCAAGGGGCGGGUUACAUGGUAUUACAAGUAACGGCUGAUAAUCCCGGUGUUUGGCCUCUGCAUUGUCAUAUUGCCUUCCAUGUUAGUAGUGGACUUUAUGUCAAUGUGGUUGAGCGCCCAGCCGAUAUCGCGAACUUGAAGAUUCCAAGUAUUAUGGCGCAGACUUGUAGGGAUUGGUCGUUGUUUACUAAUUCUACGGUCGUGGAUCAGAUUGAUUCCGGGUUGUAGAUAUGCUUGGUGUCUAGAUGGCUUGAUUGCUGGCUUGGCUGAUUUGUUUGUUGUCGCUUGUUGUCGCUUGUUGUUAUUUGGGGUUUGAUUGCUUUUGAAUGUUUGUUUUAUUGAGAAAUCUUUAAUUUCUUACACUUGUUUUCAGAAGCUGAUGGUGAUGGUGGAUGUGGGAGCUACUACAUAGUGUCUCGGUUUUUUCGUUUAUUUUCUUCCCGUCUGUUAGGGCCGGGAUCUUUCUUGUAUUCACGACAUAUAUGUAUAUAAAUAUAGAUAAAUGGUCAGUGGGCUCAAUAAAGAUUUUUUGAACAAACUCCC
Molecule: messenger RNA, 2398 nt
Organism: Sclerotinia trifoliorum
Lineage: Eukaryota; Fungi; Ascomycota; Leotiomycetes; Helotiales; Sclerotiniaceae
Source: the annotation of a GenBank genome assembly